AUGUUGAUGCAAUCUGCUCUCUCCUGCGACACCAGGAAGUUCCUGAGUCAGCAGUACUAUCGCGGUCUGUCGCCUACGCCUCCACCUUCGAGCGACAGCAUCAGCGGUAGUUUACUUGGUGUCAGUCGCAAAUUGCAAAGUCUACUGAACGUCUCACCCGGCCCUACUCCCUCGACCCCCCCUCGAUCCGUGCGCCUCGCCAGUCCGUUUCACCAGGAGGUCAAAGCCAACAAGCCGAAGCCCAAGACACGAUCACGCAAGACCACACCAAAGGCCAACACACCCAGAGCAAGCGCAUCCAGAUCCAGUACAUCGAGAGCCACUACACCUGCAGUCAGCAGAGCAAAGACGCCAACUGCACCGCCCCGAAUUCGCAAGCGCAGUCGCAGUGUCUAUGAAGACGGCGAAAGCGAAAAUGAAAUGACCGGCGGUCGACGACAGCGCGAUGGAUACACCACACCAAAGCGCUUAAGACAUUUUCCCUAUCACAUGCCUCUAGGAUUGGGUAUCGCCGAUUUCGAAUCAUUAAACGAUAUGCCCAAAACAGACUCGGGAUCAGAGGCACUUCCUCAGAUCAUCCUCCCAUCAAUAGAAAUCGAAGACACCGACACAAACACCAACAACGCCAACACAGACAACGAUAAAACAGACUGGACAACCGAAGAAGACGAACAACUAGUCGACAUGGUCCUAGAAAAGUUUCGAUUGACCAAGCGCGACUGGGAAGAAUGCGCUCGUCGCAUUGGCAAGGAUGAUGCCAGUGUUGGUAAACGCUGGCAAGCGCUUCUUGGAGAAGGCAAUAUUGGCCUUCGACGAGGCUCGGGUCAAUUCGUCCGUGGUCGACUGGAUGGGUGUUUUCAACCUUGA
Molecule: messenger RNA, 867 nt
Organism: Talaromyces marneffei
Lineage: Eukaryota; Fungi; Ascomycota; Eurotiomycetes; Eurotiales; Trichocomaceae
Exons: 1
Coding region: 1-867 (288 amino acids)
Source: RefSeq, a predicted model, not a curated record